Cotesia congregata is the source of this 443-nucleotide messenger RNA. The record is from the annotation of a GenBank genome assembly. NCBI's taxonomy places the organism in Eukaryota, Metazoa, Arthropoda, Insecta, Hymenoptera, Braconidae.
AUGGAGUGCCAAAAGACAACUUUGGCUUUGAUUUUGUGUCUCUUUGCUGUCGCUGGUGUAGGAAUUUUAGGAGCUCCUGCAGACUUCCAGGACGACAGAUUCAUCACCAAGUGCUUAAAUGAGUCAGCCGUAGUUGCCUUCAAGCAAUCAAUUUUCCACCUUCGUAUGUACACAGUUGAAUCAGAACCUGGUGACUUGAAUUCCAAUUGUUCAAGAACUUUUACACCAAUCGAACCAGCUGUAAAGGAGUUCAACUUCAAGAAAUGCAACUAUGGAUCCAGGAAGAUGAAGGUCUACGUCGAUGAAAUUUAUCAAGGAAGAGUGUUCAACACACCGGUGGUAGGAUUAAAGAAAAGAAGAAACAAUUGAUUAUAAAUGUUCAAACAUGGCAAAAAAUUUAUAUAUUAUUCAUUUUACCGACUAACUAUAUUAGCCUUUUUUAA